CUCUAAUACAUUACAGCAAAACAUCAUUGUUAGGGUUCGACUCUCUAAGAGAAAAAACGGAUAAAAUACAUUGUUGAUUUGCUUAAUUACUACUGCCUCAGCAUUAUUAUAGACAACUCAUGAUAAAAUAACAAAGCGAACAUGGAUCCGAAAAAAUACAAAAAAGCAUAGAAUUAAGACCAACACUUCAGCCAGCGGCCUGGGGGAGAGACUGACGGAGACUUUUCGGUCUAAACCUUCGUUCAUGCCAAUUUGGUAUCAUGAUUAGCAAGCGCAGCCGCGCGUCAUGAGGGCUUGGAGAGCCUUAUUUAGCUCGUUCAAUCUCGUUCAAUAACAUGUUCAUAGUAAAGCACAGGACUGGUACCGUCAGAGCGUCGUGCUUGACGUUGCCUAAUUAGGCAGAUAUUAACGACAAGGCUGCGCCCUUGCCAACCAAGUUCCAAGUUCGCCCUACAACAGACAGCCGCCGAUGUCAGUAUGCUCGAUACGAAGACGUUGAUGGCAAAUCAAUGUCACUCCACGGAUUAAGUUUCCGAGAGAGAGACAGAAAGCAAGCGGACAGAUAUAAAGCUGCCAAGUGUACAUAUAUAAAGUGACGCUGGGUUUCUGUAUUCUGGCCAAAACACAUCUACACACUAUCACUUACAAUUUUCACACCAACUUCGUUUCUUUUCUCUCAACAUGGCCCCCGGACUCAUUCAACAAACCACUAUCAAUACUCGCCCUCUGCCAGGCGGUGGCAGCAACGAUGAUGGCAAGAUGGAUAGCGUCAUGUGGGAAGGCAACCCUUACAAGAUGGCCGUCCGCCGCGUGCCCAAGCCCACCAUUAUCGAUCCUACCGACGCCAUUGUGCACGUCACAUCAGCCGCCGUCUGCGGAUCCGAUCUACACAUCUUCCACGGCAUUGCAGGCAGCGCCGAAGUUCCGUAUGGCGUGGGCCACGAGGCCGUCGGCUAUGUGGCGGCCAUCGGGGACGGUGUCAAGUUCCUCAAGGUCGGCCAGCGUGUGCUCAUCUCGGACACGGUGCCGUCGACCCUCACACCGACACAGCUGCCGAUCGCGAGUGCCUUUGGCCUCGGCAAGGAUUUCGGUGACCUGCCCGGCUGCCAGGCCGAGUGGGUGCGGUGCCCGUUUGCUGACGGGACACUGGUUCCUGUCGACGACGACGACAUCGACGACCGCGACCUGCUGACGCUGACCGACAUCUUCGCCACAGCGUGGACUGGCGUCACGGCGUCCGGGUUCCAGCCAGGCGACACAGUCGUUGUCUUUGGUGCCGGCCCCGUGGGCUUGCUGUGCGCUUACAGCGCGCUGCUGCGUGGCGCCAGCAAGGUUGUCUCCGUCGACCACGUCCACGCGCGCCUGGAAAAGGCCAAAGAGUUGGGCGCGAUCCCUGUGAACCUAGCCAAAGGCGACGUCGCGGGAGCUAUUCGUAAGAUCUUCCCCGACGGCGCCAAACGCGUCGUCGACUGCGUGGGCGAGGAGUGUGUCAACGAGAGCCUCAAGCCCGACCAGUCCUACAUCAUCAACACAGCUAUCCGCAUCGCCGCUAUUCGCGGGGGCAUCGCCGUCAUUGGGGUCUACAACGCGCAGCCCGACAGCAAGGGCGUGCCGCGCGGCCACACCGUCAGCCCGUCCAUGAGCAUCAAUUUCCCCGAGGCGUGGAUCAAGACGCUUCGCAUCGAGAGCGUGCUCGUCGACCCAGAGCCGCUCGAGGCGAAUCUGCUGCGCCUGGUGACGAGUCGGCGUGCUAAGCCAGGAUUUGUGUUUUCUGGCGAGUACCGUAUCCAGGACGCGCAACUUGCGUAUGAGCGCUUCGACAAGAAGCAGGAGACCAAGGUGCUGUUCCGGUUUCCGUGGAUCGAUGAACAGAAAGAGAAACGGCCAUGCUCGCACUGCGGAAGGGAUUAAAGCUCAUUUGUACUAUUGCGGGAGAAUGGACCGUAAUUCUUGUAUGAUGAACUAACGACGACUGGCUAGGAGGGGCCGUGGGAAGAGGAUCGUACUUAUAAGCUAUGUGUGGGUGGCCCCUUCUCUAACAUGUAAUGUUAUGCUUAUAGAAGGUAUUGGAAGGUGGUACAUAGAUUGGGUGAAUAUCAACUUGAAUUAUAGUGUCUUGAAUACAAAAACAUGUAACUGAAU
This is a messenger RNA of [Torrubiella] hemipterigena, 2142 nucleotides long. The record is from the annotation of a GenBank genome assembly. Lineage: Eukaryota; Fungi; Ascomycota; Sordariomycetes; Hypocreales; Clavicipitaceae.